AUGGCAAACCGCUACUUCACCCCUUUCCGUAGUGAUGACGGGGAUGAGAUUCGUCGCGCUGCAGUUGAGGCGGCGGCUGCAUUGGGUUCCUGCGGCUGGUGGGACCGUGAGCGCGUUGCAGCAGCAACAGCAGCAGCAGAAGGGAUAGACAGCAACAGCAGCAGCACCAGCAGCCUGCUCUCGCUGGCAAGCCUUCUUGACUCAGCAGCGGAGUACAUGGAGCAGCUUCCCCCUCAUGAGGACUCUAUUCCAGGCUGUAUAUACUUGGGAGAUGCUGGGGUGGCCUAUGCUUUGAUUAGGAAGGCAGAGCGACUAAUGGUAGCUGCAGAGGCAAAGAGGCGCUGCAUACAAACAGCCAGCGGGGGAGAAGCUGCACCAUCGUCAAUCCCCGCAGCAGAAGCAACAGCAGCAGCGGCAGAAGCUGCUGCGGCAUCUAAAACAGCAGAAGAAGCCUUAAAUGAGGCCCUCGCCAUCUUGUCUUCUUCCCAUGAACGAGAAUGCGGAGGCUCAGCAGCAGCAGCAGAAGCAGCAGCAGCUGCAGCAGCAGCAGAAAGGUCCCUGCGGCGCCGCUUCACCUUCCUUCAGGGAUAUGUCGGUCGUUUGGCUCUGACCGCACGGGAGGCGUUCUCUGUGCUGCGUCGGCUGGCAGCAGCAGCGGCAGCAGGGCUGCCACGUAUGCAGCCCGAGGAGUCGAGACAAACCCAGUCGACCAGUGCAGCGGCAGGCCUCUUCAGCGACUGCUCCAACCAAGACACCAGCAGCAGCAGCAGUAGGAGCAGCAGCAGCAGCGGAAGGAGGGCUCAGACGGAGGAGAUGUAUUUGCAGCGUGCUACAACUCUUUCGUUGGAAGGCAGCAGCGCGAGUUUCAGGUGGCCAAUGUCUCUCAACUACGGCAACAGCAAAAGCUUUAGCAGCAGCAGUAGCAGCGGAGGCAGUAGUAGCCGAUUCGACAGCAGCAGCAGCUUCAGCAGAAGCAGCAGCAGCAGCGGCAGCAGAUGCGGCUGUUGCUCGGGCGCAUGUAUGUGCGGGGAGAGAGGCGCAACACGCGUGCUGCUGCUGGCACUAAUAGCGCAGCUGGUGGGGCAGCUAACAGCACAAGGAAGAGCAACAGCAGUCGCUAACGAAGGCAGCAGCAGCAUGCAGCCUUUGGAGCUGGAAGAGCAUGAACGGCUGCUGCCUUCUUCUGCUGCUGCUGCCUUUUCAAAGGCAGAACCUCUCCCGUUGCUCUAUGAGUGGCAUGACAAACAAUAUUUAGGAGCAGCGCAUGGCGUGUGUGGGGUGUUGUUGCAGCUGCUGCAUGCAGUCGAUACUCUAUACCAUGCUGCUGCUGCAGGCUGCUUCCCGGGGCCCUCCAACCGCGCAGCUGCACCUGCUGCUAGCGCUACUGAGACGGCUAGUGGUGCGGGUACCUCAACAGAAGAAGCAGCAUCACGGGAGGAGGCUGAGGCUGCAGCAGCGCGGCUGCUGACUUGCUCUGCUUCUUUCUGCAGAGGGAUGCAGCCGACAAGGGGGUCAGAAGAGGUGCCUGUGUUUUGUGCUGCUGCUACGGCCUUUCUCUGCUGUAAGGACGGGCUUGCUGCUGCUGCUGCUUUAAGAGACAGCGUGCGCAGGUUGUGUCUCUCUUCUCUGGUGGCGCUGCUGCGCUUCCACCUCACAAACUCAGCAAACCUCCAAAGCAGUAUCGGCAGCAGCAGAGAUCUCCUCGUUCAGUGGUGCCACGGGGCGCCUGGUUUGCUGCCGCUCCUCUGCUGGGCAGUCGAUAUACACAGAGACAAAGUGUGCUUGCUGCGGGCCCAGCAGCAGCAACAGCGGGAGCAGCAGCAGCAAGAAGGCGCCGGCGGCCGCAGUAGUUGGGCGUCGUCCGCUGCACCGUUGCGUGCGCAGCAACAGCAGCAGCAGCAGCAGCAGCAGCAGGAGUGUGUGCCUCAGUUGUACCGCCGUCGCUGGUCUAGCGCAGCAGAAGACACGUCUCUUCGUUUAGAAGACUUGAAUCAUUUCAUAGAGUGGGUGGAGGCGCUGGGAGAGACAGUGUUUACUCGGGGUUUACUCAGGAAGGGACUGGGUUUAUGUCACGGGAUAGGAGGUAACGGGUUGUCUCUUUUGUGCUGCUUCAGCAGCACAAAGUCUCCUCGCUGGCUGCGCCGCGCGCUGCUGUUUGCCUUGGAAGGCAUUAGGAGACACCAGCAACUCCUUCGUACACCAGAUAGGCCCUUCAGUCUUUUUGAGGGGACGGCAGGAUUUGCUGUCUUCCUAAGGGACUGCGCAGAGGCGCUGCGUGCAACAUCAGCAGCAUCAGCAGCAGCUGUUGCUGCUGCUAAUCCCGCUGAUGUUGGUGCUGCUGCUGCAGCUGCAGACUACCCGCUGCCUACCACCUACUACUUCGUAGGCUAUCAGUUGCCCCCAUUGCCUUGGGAGCGCGGCUAUUGUUGA
This is a messenger RNA of Eimeria acervulina, 2430 nucleotides long. Its product is annotated as lanthionine synthetase C-like protein 1, putative. Gene Ontology annotation, biological process: peptide modification; carbohydrate metabolic process. NCBI's taxonomy places the organism in Eukaryota, Apicomplexa, Conoidasida, Eucoccidiorida, Eimeriidae. The transcript has 4 exons. Gene Ontology annotation, cellular component: plasma membrane. The record is from RefSeq and is a predicted model, not a curated record. The coding region runs from base 1 to 2430 and encodes 809 amino acids.